AUGGACCAAACCAAAGAUACAGAGGCGAAGGAUAAAAUUCUUGAUGCUCAGAUAUUUGAAGUUGAAGAUCUUGACAGUGACAUUUUGAACACCAUGGAUUCCCAUGAGGUUACCGUAGCCAUGAUGCCACCCUCUAAAGACAUGGUAUUUAAGUACAUAGAGAAGGGCACCAAGCCAAAGAAGUUCAAAACAACUACCCGACUGGAUAAUGAUGAAGGAACCAGAAAGUGGGUUGCCAAGAUUGCCUCAUACAAGCCCAAGGACAAAGAUAAGGAAGUCGGUGCAGAGGAUUUUGAGAUCACCAAGGUGGAGCUCGGGAACAUGAGCAGGGAUUCAGAUAAUCAUUUCUUCCAGGUAUCGGCUAAGAAAAUGCUUGCCAGGUCAGAAAAAGAUGGGCGGGAGAAGAGAAAGCUAAAGCGGCAUAUAAACAUUCUUACUCAAUUCAUUACGGAAUUUGAUGGAAGUUGUGCCAACUCUGGCUCUGAAGCAGGGGUAGUUUUGUUGUCCCCUAAUGGUAACAUUUUCCCUUUUUCUUUCAAGUUGGAUUUCAAGAAUACUAAUUUAACUGCAAAGUAUGAGGCAUUACUGCUAGGAUUAAAUGAAGCCAAGUGUAAGGGUAUUAAACUGCUCAAGGUUAAAGGGGAUGCAGAGAUGAUUGUCAGACAUGUAAGAAAUGUCUAUUCAGUUAAGAAUGAUAGAUUGAAACAUUAUAGAAACAAGGUUUGGGAUGAGAUAUAG
Cryptomeria japonica (Japanese cedar) is the source of this 738-nucleotide messenger RNA. RefSeq lists its product as uncharacterized. The coding region runs from base 1 to 738 and encodes 245 amino acids. Gene Ontology annotation, molecular function: nucleic acid binding; RNA-DNA hybrid ribonuclease activity. The transcript is spliced from 3 exons. Lineage: Eukaryota; Viridiplantae; Streptophyta; Pinopsida; Cupressales; Cupressaceae. The record is from RefSeq and is a predicted model, not a curated record.